Molecule: messenger RNA, 1014 nt
Organism: Electrophorus electricus (electric eel)
Lineage: Eukaryota; Metazoa; Chordata; Actinopteri; Gymnotiformes; Gymnotidae
Gene: cldn10e
Product: claudin 10e
Cellular component (GO): bicellular tight junction; membrane
Molecular function (GO): structural molecule activity
Source: RefSeq, a predicted model, not a curated record
AUGAACAUUCGUGCUAUGCAGAUCUUGGGCUUCCUCCAGACUGUCCUGGGCUGGAUCUUCAUUGCCUGUUCAUUAGCCAUGGAGGGCUGGAAGGUGGCCACUACUGGUGGCCAGGGCGGCAGUGCUGUUGUGAUUGUGGGGUGGUACUGGUCCAGCCUGUGGAGGGUCUGCUCUACCUUCUCCAACAAUGUCUCUACCUGCCAUGACUUCCCUGUCCUCUGGUCUGUGGAGUAUAAUCUCCAGAUUGUAAGGGGACUGCUAAUGAGUGGACUAGCCAUUGGAAAGCUGGGGUUUAUUCUGAGCAUGGUGGGGAUGGAAUGCACUUACAUAGGAGGCAAAAAGAAGAACAAGAACAGAACCGUCUUUGCCGGCGGUCUCUGUCACAUCACGAGUGGUUUGUUGGCUGCAGCAGGCUACAUUAUGUAUGCUUGGCAUGUCUCUGCAGAAUACUUCAAUCCAAGUUCCGAACUGAAGUUCGAUUUGGGCACACCGCUGUUCCUUGGAUGGGUUGGAUGUUUAUUUCAAAUCACUGGAGGUCUCUUCUACUUGGUUUAUUUUAAUAAACCCUGGCCAGGGAACAACAACAGCACCCAAGAUUCAGUGAUUUCUGCUGAAGAAGGUUCAGCCAUGCAUCCCAAUCCUACAAAUCGCUCCACUAUCUCUGAUCUUACCACCAGGUCCAGAGUGUCCACUGUGUCUGAUCUCUCCAUAAAGAAAUCUUCCAGUCUGUCCAAAAUCUCACAUGAGACCCAAUGCCUUUCUAAACCUAACACUCCUCAAGAUCAGAACUCAGUGAGAUAAAAGGGCUGUGUUUAGUCAUGAGCAUUCUUCCCUUCCUCAACCUUCCUCUAGGUCCAGCUGAUGAGGGGAGCAGAGCAUAACAUCUCCAAAAUCCAUUAAUUAGUAGCUCAUCUGAAACAAUCUCAAAAGGAACUUUUACAUGAAUGUUUACAUUCUCCGAUGCAGCAUAUGCCAGCUCUUCACUGUCAUCUGGUUUCUUAGAUUUUUGUUUUG